AUGGGUGGAGAGGAGGGGUGGGCUCCGGGCGUCCCUAACCCCUUCUCUGCCGCAGGCCUGCCCGGGGAGUCGCCGCUGGUGCGAGUGCUGGAGGACGAGUCCCGGAGCCGCCUCGGCCGCUUCAACCAGAAGGACGUCUCCAUGGUCUUCAGCAGCGUGAUGAGGCUCCACCCGUCCAGCCCUCACCCCCUGGUCGAGUCGUGCCUCAGCAGCUUGGAGCGGCACCUGGAGAAGGAGCGGCACCCGCAGACCCUCUUCCUCCUCCUCUCCUACUACCGGCUGCGGGCGCAGGCACUGCAGGGGCUCCCGGCCUCCGACCAGCAGCUCAUCAACAACCGCAAGAUCCUGCGCCUCGUCAGGCACACGCUGGGGCAAGUGAGUGCCAUGCGGGAGCACGAGCUGGCCCUCUUGGAUGAGAUGCUGGCUCUGUGUGCCCAGGAGGCCAACAACAAGGCCCUGGAGGCCAUCUUCAGCUCCCAGCUCUUCUACGAGAACCGCCAGGAGCGAUUCAUCCGCAGCAUGGCAG
Messenger RNA from Apaloderma vittatum (bar-tailed trogon), 526 nucleotides. RefSeq lists its product as uncharacterized. The record is from RefSeq and is a predicted model, not a curated record. The annotation marks the transcript as partial. Gene Ontology annotation, cellular component: mitochondrial matrix; ribonucleoprotein granule. The transcript has a single exon. NCBI's taxonomy places the organism in Eukaryota, Metazoa, Chordata, Aves, Trogoniformes, Trogonidae. Gene Ontology annotation, biological process: regulation of mitochondrial mRNA stability; mitochondrial RNA processing. Gene Ontology annotation, molecular function: RNA binding.